UGCUGCUGUGGCUGAACACUGAGCUGUGAGCUGUGAGCUGAGAGAGGAGAGAGGAGCCUGGGGGGCACAGCACCAUCUCCGGGCACCCUGGCACCCCUGCAGGCAUGAGGGAAGAAGGCUCGCAGGAUCCCCCGCUGACUUGAGAGAAAGAGAGAAGAGAUUACAGAGGAAUUCCACAUCUACAAUAGCAGCCGGAGAGCCAUGAGCAGUGCCUUGCUGGGGACUCGCCUCUCGGAUGAGACCAGCAGCUUUCGAGAAGACGCCCCUCGCCCGCCAGUGCCAGGAGAAGAAGGCCAGACGCCAUGCCAGUUCCCAAGAUCAAAGUGCGCGCCGCUUUCUGAUACCCCCCGGAGAAAUGAAGAUGGUUUGGGGGAGCCGGAAGGCAGCGCGUCCCCGGACUCUCCGCUGGCGCGGUGGAACAAGUCCUUGCAUUCCUUGCUGGGUGAUCAGGACGGCGCUCACCUUUUCCGGACUUUUUUGGAAAGGGAAAAAUGCGUGGAUACUUUAGACUUUUGGUUUGCCUGCAAUGGUUUCCGACAGAUGGACAUCAAGGACCCCAAAACGCUGAGGGUGGCCAAGGCCAUCCACAAACGCUACAUUGAGAACUGCGGCGUGGUGCCCAAGCAGCUGAAGCCCCCCACCAAAGUCUUCAUCCGGGACUCCGUCAAGAAGCAGCACAUCGAUUCCGCCAUGUUUGACCAAGCUCAGGCGGAGGUCCAGUCCAUGAUGGAGGACAACGCUUACCACAUGUUCCUCACCUCCGAUAUAUACCUCGAAUACGUCAGGACCGGAGGAGAGAACACGGGCCACUUCAACAACAUGGGACCCGGGAGCCUAAAACUGGUUAGCGGGUAUCUGCCCACGUUAAACGAGGAGGAAGAACUCAACUGUGUGGACCUAAAACACAAGGGCUCCCCAUCCUCUGUGGUGGCUCUGUCCAGCAAAUCUCUGAGGGCCACUGCCAAUUCCCGAGCCAAGGAGGCCGUGGACCACUGCUAUAGGGCGUACAAGAGAAGCGACCCCGUCAACCCGUACCACGUCGCCUCCGGAUUCGUCUUCGCCCCGGCCGCCAGCACCAAUGAGAGCGAAGUGUCCAGCGACGCCAUGACAGACGACUCCAUGUCCAUGACCGACAGCAGCGUGGACGGGAUUCCGCCGUAUCGAUCGGGCACCAAGAAGCAGCUGCAGCGGGAGAUGCACCGCAGUGCGAAGGCCAACGGCCAGGUGGCUCUACCUCACUUCCCAAGGACGCACCGGCCGCCCAGAGAGAUGACCCCCAUCGAGCCGGCCAUCUUCGCGGCGGAACUCAUCGCCCGGCUGGAGAAGGUUAGACAGGAACAAGAAACCAUGAACACGCUGGAGGAACGGCUGCAGAAGAUCAAAGAGGAAGAAGAACAAGAAGAAUGUGAAUCUCCCAACUGCUUCCAGCCCACCCAGGACGCCUCUGUCCCGUCCCACCAGCCUCCGGCUCUGGCAUCUUCUGCCCCCUGCGAGGAAGACCCUCAAGCCAUCCUAGACGACCACUUAUCCCGAGUCCUCAAGACGCCGGGCUGCCAGUCCCCAGGCAUAGGAAGGUCCCGUUCUCCUGACCGUUCUCGCCUCCUACGGCCUUCGCUACCAACCGCAGCACUUUCCGCACCCUGUCCCCUACUGGCCAAGAGCUUCGUCACCAAGCAGACCACCAAACACAUCCAUCACCACUACAUCCACCACCACACCAUGCUGAAGACCAAGGAAGAGAUCGAGGCGGAGGCUGCUCGCAGGGUGCACUGCCUGUGUGCCGGGUCCAAUGACUACUGCUCCUAUGUGAGGAACCGUGCGAACGCCAAGGGUGUGGACCUGUCCCUGCUACAUGUGGAAAGCACAGGCAGUCGGGCCGGAACCUUAUCUAGAAGGAACUGCAAGACCAUGUCAGAAUAUUCAGUGGAGGGCAUAGACGGCGCAACCAUUAUAUGCCAACUGCCAAUGGAAGGACACGUACCACCAACGUGGCAGCGGGUGGUGGAGUCCGAGAUGGAGCGACAGUGCAAACACAGAUCUCACAGUGCUCAGAGCACCAAGAGGAGCGCGGCGGCCUGUGAGACCCCUCGAGCGUCCUCGGCGGAGAGGCCGGCACGCCAUCAGCAGUGGCUCAACGGAGUCGGCCACCCUCGGCCGUCCUCGCAUCCUCUGGUCCAGGACUUGGCCGUGGCGUCGCCCAGCACUCUGGCUCAGCUAGAAGAGGCCUGCCGAAGGCUGGCGGAGGUCUCCAGACCUUCAAAGCAAAGGUGCCCAUCCAGCAGUCACCAGCGGAGUCACUCGGUGCCUUGCCAGCCGGGAACUUCCACCCCCCAGCAUGAAGAGCAAAAAGAACCAAAGAGACAGCCGGCCGCCCCUCCCCCCGGAGAGCUGACGGUGACAUAUUUCUUCUGUGGGGAGGAGAUCCCGUACCGGCGGAUGCUGAAAACGCACAGCCUGACGCUGGGCCACUUCAAAGAGCAGCUCAGCAAAAAAGGAAAUUAUAGGUAUUACUUUAAGAAGGCCAGCCAGGAAUUUGAGUGCGGCGCGGUCUUCGAGGAGAUCCGCGAUGACAACGCCUUCCUCCCCACCUACGAGGGCAGAGUGCUGGGUAAGGUGGAGCGCAUCGACUGACGUCCCUGGUCAUGUGUCCUGAUCCGCGGCCCAGCGGGAAGAGCAGAGCAUGAAGGCCAAUGCAUCUGGUGAAGAGAAGAGACUUUACCAUGGUGGACCAGGAAGCGCGAUGGAUCUGUGAAGAUAAAAUGUACUUUCGGUUUAUUUAUUGUAUGGGAAGAGAGAACCACUAUGAGCACCGCCUGUAAAACCGCGGAGGAGCUCCUGGAAAACGCCGGCGGGCGGACGGAGAGGCAUACAGCAUCGUGUUUGAUAUUUAUUGACCUGGCGGAGCUUGCUGUGACCUUUUUGCUGCUUAUUGAUCGGGAGAGACUGUGGCGCUCCACCAUGAUCUGCUCUGAUGUCGGGUGGGAGGCAAUCGCUGCUCCUGGUGCUUCCAUUGAUGGGGGCUCGUCACACUGGUGAGCACUGAAGCUCUUGCCUGUUCCUGUGUUGUCGCUCCCUCAUGGCGAUUAGGCUGCGUUUUCGGCCAUCUUGUUGGAGGAAGUGACACUGUAGGAGCAGACGAGCGCUCUCUGCCGCCAGUUUGAUAUUAUUGCAUGCGGCUGCGGGGGGGUUGUUGGAAGGUUGACCUUCAGUACCUUAGAACUUCAUUUCAAGGGGCAUAUAAUCCUUCCACAACCUCCUAUCCGUACAGUGGCCGUAUAAAAGAAAGGAGGGGCUAGUAGCUGUUUGUAAGAAAGGAGAGGCUGAGCUCCAACGGGAGGGGCUUAGCUGGGUGUGGCUCUAUUGGUGGUGAAGGGUAAAGGACAUCCGGAAUGUGACCGGUCCAGGAGUAGCGUUGCCUUCCUGCCCCUCUGGCGCUUUCUAAGCUAAACAAUUGAACUCAAUGCACGAGACUUUGUUAGGACUGAACAGUGUGGAAUGGCCCAAUCAUGCGCCACCGUUCUGCCGGGAAUUUCAUGCUGCUUUGUGAAACAUUGGCGAAUUCUUUUGCGGCACUUUGCCACGGUGUCGCUGUGCCUUUUCUGUUUUCCUUUGUCGUCUCCUUUAAUUUAUUCCCCUGUCCCAUUACCAGCCCCCCCCCCCACGUCGUGUCACCUGACCAAAUACUCCAGUGUUUUAAUUUAUUUUCCGGUUGGGUCACGGCACAAAUGGAUUUUUCAAGACUUUCCCUUUGCAGACUCCAAAUGUAAUUGAGCGUGGAUUGUGCACCAGGGGUGCCGGCUGUCCUAGAGACCUGUGUUAUAUGACUGCAAUGGUGUAUCUUUUGGGUUCAGGAUAGCGCUAUAAUAUGGGUGACACCUCACCCUCCUGCCUGGCCUCAGAACCCCUGGAAGCUCCAAUGCCCAAACAUUUCACCAGUCAUGGCUACUUUGAGACCUCCACCAUCCCCAAUGGGCAAAACCUCAACCUCUUGCCUGGCCUUGGCACCCCUGGAAGCUCCAAUGCUCAAUUACUUUACCAGUCAUGGCCACCUUGAGACCUCCACCAUCCCCAAUGCGUGAAACCUCAACCUCUUGCCUGGCCUCAGCAUCCCUGGAAGCUCCAAUGCCCAGUCAUGGCCACCUUAGACCUCCAACAUGCCUAAUGGGUGAAACCUCAACCUCUUGCCUGGCCUCAGAUCCCCUGGAAGCUCCAAUGCUCAAUUACUUCACCAGUCAUGGCCACCUUGAAACCUCCACCAGCCCCAAUGGGUGACACCUCACCCUCCUGCCUGGCCUCAGCACCCCUGGAAGCUCCCAUGGUUGUCAACUGUCAGUAAAUUCAUGGACAGUUGGUGAAAUCUGUUCUUCUAACAAAAUGACCAUGAAUUCUCUGACAGUUGGCAACCCUGGCUCCAACGUCCAGUCAUGGCCACCUUGACACCCCCACCAUCCCUGAUGGGUGACACCAGUGGGAAGUCUUUGUAAAUGGUCAGAGACAUUUUCUGGUUCCUUUUGGGGACGCUGUAAACAGAGGUGUCCCCAGCAAUGGUGACAUGACCUUUGACCUUUAGACACAGACCCCCCUAUGAUGUCAUCAGUAGAAACCUUUACUCAGAGGGGGGCCGCCUUUGCUGACCUCUUGUCAAUGGCUUCAACAUCCAACAGCUGAAGUUCUGACAUCCAGGUCAUGGACUCUCCACCAUUUUCAGGAGGUCAGCGUUGGCCGCCAUCGUCUUCCUCUCAGAAAAGGUUUCUUCUAAAGGUGGAUCUGUCAUGCAGUAGUGAGGGAUUUGUUCCUCAGCCAAUGACUGGGCCAAGGUUUGAGGCCCUUCAUGUCUCCCAGAACAUGGUUUCUCCCCCUCUAGGUGUACACACAUCAUAUUAGACCCCCCUGCCCCCCAAGGACCCCUUCUGGGGUAGUCCGCCUGUAUGAUAUGUGUGUAGAUAUUGCCCCCCGUGUACAGUCCGGUAUCCGUGCCUGGUGGUGAGCGAUCACCGUUUAUAGAUAUUACCCCCUCAUCGGCAGGGUCAGAAUCUCCCCUUCUUCUGCGAGGGGUUAUUGUAUAUCAUAUAUAUAUAUAUAUAUAUAUAAAUAAAUAGAAUAUAUGCCUCUUUUCAUAUGUAAUUCCAGCUCUCGGCGGCCUGUGCAGCGUAUGGUGUAAAUGGUACCGGAACUAUUCUGAUGAAGAGAUGUAGCAUUUAUUAAAAGUUUUCUAUUUUUCAAAUCGA
Messenger RNA from Rana temporaria (common frog), 5228 nucleotides. RefSeq names its product axin 2 (gene AXIN2). Bases 202 to 2631 code for a protein of 809 amino acids. The record is from RefSeq and is a predicted model, not a curated record. The transcript has 11 exons. Gene Ontology annotation, biological process: negative regulation of canonical Wnt signaling pathway. NCBI's taxonomy places the organism in Eukaryota, Metazoa, Chordata, Amphibia, Anura, Ranidae.